GUGCGGAUGCACCAUUCUCCAGACAUGAUGCCGUGGCUGACAUCGUAUGUGCUAGGGGUCGGCGCGUGCUUGACUCGAGUCUAAUGUCAUCAGAAAGCAAGGUAAAUGAGACAGUCGUGGGUAGUGUUUGUAAGGCAUUAGUAAGACCCGGGAAAUCGACAUCAACAAGCGCGGAAUGGAUUCGCAUUCGCAUCCUUGACUGCGUCCUUGUUGCCGCCUAGCCUUGUAGUACAUAAGGUGAAAAGGCAUUAUGAAAGGGCGGCAACACACCGACAUUUGCAGGGUGGACGUCUCAACUGCUACCUCCAAGCCCUGCAAUAUACCAUCUUCCAACGGUACUAUGUCUGACAUUGAAGGUAGCUGCCACUGCGGCGCGAUCACGUUGCGCAUCGUCGGUGGGUUCGGCGACGACGCCAAAUCCUUCAUCUGCCACUGCGAACCGUGCCAGGUGCUCUCCGGCAGUCUCUUCGCCUGCACAGCCUUCGUCGCAUCCAAGAAUUUGCAAGUCGUCCGGGGCACCCCGAAGCCAUACAAGCAGUCCAGGGAGACAAACUCUUCCGGCAUGCAGGUGACGCGGCACUUCUGCGGCGACUGCGGCACCCCGCUCUGGGGCGAAUCUGAGGUGGCGCCCAGCGGGAGCUUCGUCAGGACCGCGCUGUUCGGGAACACGUUGCCCCCCAAGGCGGAAGUCUUCUGGAAGAGGGCUCAUGAGUGGGAAAAGCCGAUGGUGCCUCCCGGGGCGCUGUUCGAAGCGGGACAUGGGCCUCUGACUGCUUGAACGGGAAUACCAUGGGACAGAUCGGUAUGACAUAGAUGCGCGCUCCAGUAUCGUUGAACAAGUCGAUGCGAGCAAUAGGAUGGUUGAAGUGAUCGACACUACGCAGCGCCCACUGGUGACAGUGGUGUGCUCUCU
This is a messenger RNA of Rhodofomes roseus, 913 nucleotides long. Its product is annotated as Mss4-like protein. The record is from RefSeq and is a predicted model, not a curated record. Gene Ontology annotation, molecular function: carbon-sulfur lyase activity. The transcript is spliced from 4 exons. Lineage: Eukaryota; Fungi; Basidiomycota; Agaricomycetes; Polyporales; Fomitopsidaceae. The coding region runs from base 251 to 778 and encodes 175 amino acids.